AUGCUAAACAAACUGCAGGAAGAGGCAGUUAAUCUGGCAAUAACAGGCCACAAUCUGUUCAUAAAUGGGCCAGCAGGUACAGGCAAAACCUAUACUAUUAAAGAAGUUUAUCAUCGACUAACUGCGUUGGGUAAAUCUGUUGCCAUUACCUGCACAACUGGCAUAGCAUGUACCAACUUUGAUAAUGCCUGCACCUUACACAGGUGGAGCGGCAUUAAUGAUGGGCGCUACAGUUCUAGUGAAAUUGUGAAUAUACUGUUGUCAAAUGAAGGCGCAUUGCAUCGCAUCAGAUCAACAGACGUGCUUAUAAUUGAUGAAGUAUCUAUGUUAAGCAAGAAACUGUUUGAGCAACUUGUAUCUAUAGUUACUCAGUUAAGAGAUGUUAUAUUCAGCCCAACACAGAACAGGGUGCUAGCCAAAAGGGAACAAGUUCCGUUGUUGUUGGCGUAUGCACUAACAGUUCAUAAAGCCCAAGGAAUGACUUUAGACAGGGUUGAAGUAAACUGCCAGCAGAUGUACAGACCAGGGCAACUUGGUGUUGCAAUGGGAAGAGUUCGAAGCAGUGAUGGAUUGCGUGUGAUUAAUUUUACACCAAAAGUGUGCAUUCCUCAACCAGAUGAAAUUAAGGGCUACUUGACAAUGCCAUAUGUAGAACCUGCUGAUGAUUUCAACUGUUGUACAAACAUAUCAGGGUGA
Molecule: messenger RNA, 696 nt
Organism: Mercenaria mercenaria
Lineage: Eukaryota; Metazoa; Mollusca; Bivalvia; Venerida; Veneridae
Exons: 3
Coding region: 1-696 (231 amino acids)
Biological process (GO): DNA repair; telomere maintenance
Molecular function (GO): ATP hydrolysis activity; DNA helicase activity
Source: RefSeq, a predicted model, not a curated record